This is a messenger RNA of Dovyalis caffra, 174 nucleotides long. The record is from the annotation of a GenBank genome assembly. NCBI's taxonomy places the organism in Eukaryota, Viridiplantae, Streptophyta, Magnoliopsida, Malpighiales, Salicaceae.
AUGGCCAAUAGGACUACCUUAGUUCAGUCAGCCCUUAAGCCUACCUCUUUCCCAGGGAAUGGCAGCACCUCCCACAGGCCAAUCUGCUUCAGAGGCAAAGCAUUCUGCUUCAACGAUUCGAACCCGAGAACCCCCUUAGCCGCUCAACAUAUUUUUGCAACUGAGUCUGAGUGA